Messenger RNA from Candidula unifasciata, 1030 nucleotides. Lineage: Eukaryota; Metazoa; Mollusca; Gastropoda; Stylommatophora; Geomitridae. The record is from the annotation of a GenBank genome assembly.
CAAACCAGACCCCAAAGCCAAGCAGGUCUCCAUCGGACGCAAGAAAUUCAACAUGGAUCCCAAAAAGGGUAUCGAAUAUUUGAUUGAGCAUGGCCUGCUGCAGAACACCGCAGAGGAUGUGGCCAGAUUUCUCUUCCAAGGCGAGGGGUUAAACAAGACAGCUAUUGGAGACUAUUUAGGAGAAAGGAAUGACUUCAAUAUGGCAGUUCUCAAGGCAUUUGUCAAUCUGCAUGAGUUCACUGACAUGAUCCUUGUACAGGCUUUGAGACAAUUUCUGUGGAGCUUUCGUCUUCCUGGUGAGGCCCAGAAAAUAGACAGAAUGAUGGAGUGUUUUGCUGAGCGAUACUGCGCCCUCAAUCCAGGUGUAUUUAUUAAUACAGACACCUGUUAUGUGUUAUCCUUUGCUAUCAUCAUGCUGAACACCAGCCUACACAACCCCAGUGUCAAGGACAAGCCCACAGUUGAGAGGUUUAUACAGAUGAACAGGGGCAUUAAUGAUGGUGGGAACCUGCCAGAGGAACUGCUGACUAACCUGUAUGAUAACAUCAAAAAAGAACCAUUUAAAAUACCUGAAGAUGACGGCAAUGACCUCAUGCACACCUUCUUCAAUCCAGUGAAAGAAGGCUGGUUGAUGAAGCAAGGUGGGCGAGUGAAGAACUGGAAGCGAAGAUGGUUUAUCCUUAAUGACAACUGCCUUUACUACUUCCAGUACACAACAGACAAGGAACCAAAGGGAAUCAUUCCCCUAGAGAACAUCCAGGUCCGUGAGGUGCCUCCGGAGAAGUCUCGACCAAACUGCUUUGAACUGUAUUCGGCUGGUACAUCAGACAUCAUCAAGGCUUGUAAAGUGGAUUCUGAUGGGAAAGUUGUUGAAGGUCGUCACAGUGUAUACAGGAUGGCCGCCAGUUGUGCGGAGGAGAAAGAUGAAUGGAUCAGUUGUGUCAGGGCAAGUAUAAAUGACAACCCAUUCUAUGACAUGCUGGCAGCUAGAAGAAAGAAUGCAACUGGAACCAGCAGUCGGCCCAGAUAA